Fusarium graminearum PH-1 is the source of this 908-nucleotide messenger RNA. Its product is annotated as 60S ribosomal protein L19. The transcript is spliced from 3 exons. Gene Ontology annotation, biological process: translation. NCBI's taxonomy places the organism in Eukaryota, Fungi, Ascomycota, Sordariomycetes, Hypocreales, Nectriaceae. Gene Ontology annotation, cellular component: ribosome; cytosolic large ribosomal subunit. Gene Ontology annotation, molecular function: structural constituent of ribosome; RNA binding. The coding region runs from base 75 to 641 and encodes 188 amino acids. The record is from RefSeq and is a predicted model, not a curated record.
GGCCUUGCAAACCCCUCUCAGUCUUCAUCCAACAUCCAUCGAGGACCCGGCCGUCACCACUAACGACAAUCAAGAUGGUCAACCUGCGAACUCAGAAGCGCCUGGCCUCAGCGGUCAUCGGCUGUGGCGAGCGCAAGAUCUGGCUCGACCCCAACGAGCAGAGCGAGAUCUCCAACGCCAACUCUCGCCAGACCAUCCGAAAGCUCAUCUCCGAUGGCCUUAUCAUCCGAAAGCCCGUCACCCAGCACUCGCGAUCGCGCGCCCGCGAGCUGAACCUCGCCCGACGAGAGGGCCGACACCGUGGUUACGGUAAGCGUAAGGGUACCGCCGAUGCCCGUAUGCCCAGCCAGGUCCUCUGGAUGCGCCGCCUCCGAGUCCUCCGCCGUCUUUUGGUCAAGUACCGUGCCAGCGGAAAGAUCGACAAGCACCUCUACCACGAGCUGUACCACAGCAGCAAGGGUAACGCCUUCAAGCACAAGCGUGCCCUAGUUGAGCACAUUCACCGUGCCAAGGCUGAGAAGGCCCGCGAGACCGCCCUCCAGGAGGAGAUGGAUGCCAAGCGUGCGAAGAACAAGGCUGCCCGUGAGCGCAAGCAGGAGCGUGCGGCGGCGAAGCGAAAUGCCCUCCUUGCCGAGGAAUAAAUGUAAGCCUAGUGGACAACGACAACAUUUCGGUCUUAAGAGGAGGCUGCAUACGGAGUCUACGGGUUGGGUCUUUUUUUAUGCCCUUCUGGUUUCUACACUUGUACCGGCGGGGUUCAGGCAUGUAGCAUUGAAAAUGGAAUCGAUGAUGCUCGGAUGCUUGGAUGUUUUCCCAUUCAUGACCUUGACAUGAGUACUUGCUUUGCUCACCACCGCGUUGAACGACUUCUACAAGUGAUGAAAAUGAUGUAUGCGUAUGCCUUGAUC